Molecule: messenger RNA, 3751 nt
Organism: Papilio machaon (common yellow swallowtail)
Lineage: Eukaryota; Metazoa; Arthropoda; Insecta; Lepidoptera; Papilionidae
Gene: Tango1
Product: transport and Golgi organization protein 1
Exons: 13
Coding region: 96-3710 (1204 amino acids)
Biological process (GO): protein secretion; endoplasmic reticulum to Golgi vesicle-mediated transport; vesicle cargo loading
Cellular component (GO): endoplasmic reticulum membrane; endoplasmic reticulum exit site
Molecular function (GO): protein binding
Source: RefSeq, a predicted model, not a curated record
GUCGGAGCAACUUGACAGAUGAUGUGGCCUAAUGUUUGAUUCUUGAGAAAUUUUAUGAAUUACAUAGUUAAUAUAAUAUUAAAUAAAAUGCAAAUAUGAUCGUUUUCCAAUUUUAUGUGUUUAUGUUACUUGUAUCUUUAUUUCAAUGUAGACUACCAGAUAAAGUUAUAUGUGCAAAUGAAAAAUGCAGCGAGCCCAUAUCUAAAGCAAAAACACUUUUAACGUACAAUAGCGGUGACCCAGACCUUAUAUCAUUUCGAGCCAAUUCAGAGGCCUUAGUGUAUAUGAAAUCAGCUGGUAGUAACCCAGAUUUGUGGUAUGCAAAAAUCAAUGGCAAAACGGGAUUUGUGAGUUCGAGGUUUUUGCGAGAAACAAAAAUUAUUGAAAGAAAUCCAACAUUUUUAGUUCCAAUUGAAAAAAAUGUAAAAGAAAAUGUACAACCAGAUAAAGUGCAACUACCACAUGAAGUGUUUGAAGGCACAACCAUCUUUACAACGGAAGCCACGAGUAAUCAAGAAGAAAGUAUUACAGAGCAACCUGAAAGUGUAACCACCGAAAGUUCGAUACCUUCGUUAAGUGCAGUUGAGACACAAAAUAUAGAUAGUGAAAAUAAUGAUGACUCAGUUCAAUCUGAAAAUGAUAGUACCAUUUCGGAAUCUGUCAAUACUGCAACAGCGACAGUUGUAGAUAACAAUCCUGUAACAGAUAAUGUUGCAAGUGAUAUAUUGAAGGUUCAAGAAAAUUCAAUAAGUAAUAAUGACAAUAAAAUAAUAGAAAAUCUUAUACAUCCUAAUGUAGAAGUAAAUAGUAAUUCUAUAGAAAAUGUGUUACUUAAUUCAAAUACUCAAGAGAACAAUGCACAAGGUGUUGAUGAAAGUGAGAAAAUAAUUACUGAAACUAUUGAUAAUGUAACAAUAGACGCAGAAAAAAACCUUGAAUCUGCUGACAUAAGUAAAGAAAUACCAAAAACAAUAACAUCAACACAGGAAUCAGAAGUCCCAAGUUUCGCCACCCCUUCAAAUAAUGCUAACAUAGAGCAAGUGGAACAAAAUAAUCAAAACCUUAGUUCAGAAACUUUGAAUUCUAUUUCUGAAAACUUUUCUUCACAAGAACAAGAUACUAGGUCUAGUGAAAACAUAAAUCUGGAUACCAACACUGAAAUACCAGUUGAAAGUACAAAUAUUCCAGAUACUUUGCCUUCAGAAGAAGUACCAGAAGGCAUUAAACAAAAUAUUAUUCCUUCCACUAAUACCGAAAAUGUGGAAAAUAAUUCACCAAAGGCUGAAGAAAAUAAUGUGCCAUUAGACACACAGAUUGAAUCUAUACAGAAGCCUACUGAACCUGAAAUUCCUUAUAACAUAAAUAACAAAUUUAAUAAUCUGCCUCAACAAGACAUUCUGAACAAUUUACAAAAUUCACAACCUUUUCUAUCAUCAAAUACAAUACCAGCGGCCACAAUUGAAGCUAUACACACAGAGACUACUGCAGAAGUUGAUAACAAUGCAACCCCACCAAGUAUUCAAACUAGGGAUGAAACAACAACUGAAACUACUAAUAUCCCUAAUAUUGAUGAAGUUAUUUCUUCAUCUUCAACUUCCUCAGAGGAUUCAGAUGGUACAACUAUGUCAGAUUCAGAUACAUCUCAAACUGAAAGUUUAUCACAACAAAUUACAAUUGAAGAUUUGUACGCAAUGUCAACCGAAAGUCCCGAAGUAAAUGAAGACAGUACUCAAAGUAUUAUAUCGGACAUGUACUCUACAGUUGCUAGCUUAUGGCCCACAACAACUGAGACACCGCCACAUUAUGAAAGCUUAUUUAAUCCAGAGAAUCCUCAACCUGAAGUAGAAAAGGAGUUUUCAAUAAUGAAGUACAUAGUAUCUACUUAUAAUAAUGUCAUGGGGACCAAUGAGCAAACAAAAGCAAUAUUUGCUUCUGCAGGAGAAACAUGUUUUACUGAUGAAUAUUGUGAUGGUGAAAGUUUCAGUCAAAAACACAGAUUGCUAACAUUCCUCUUAACAACCGCCGGUGCUGUCCUCUUAUUUACUUUGGGAUAUUAUUAUAUUGAAAAUAAAAGGCAAGAUGGAAAACUUAUUGGUACAAUUAAUUCACUACAAAGGGACCUCUUAUUUAGCACAAAGGAGUGUGAGAUCCUUAAAGAGGAACUUGCAACUACAAAGAAUAAGUUAACUGGUAUUGAAGACAAUUCAUUCGGUAUGGACGAUAUGGUGAAAUCGUUAAAAGAAGAAAUUAAUGAACUGAAUGCACAAAACGAUAGAUUACGAAAUUCUUUAGAUGACAAUGAAAAACUGCUUCGAGUAUCAGAGAAUACUGCCGGUGAAUUACAGAAUACUUUGGGUGAAGUUGAAAAUACUUUGAGUGAGCUUUUAGCUGAGAGAGAUCAUGCUGAAGAACAAAUUGCAGAGUUAAAUGGAAAAAUUCAAGCAUUUGAAGAAGAAUUAAUAUCAGUGAGUAGAGAAAGGGACAACUUUCAAUUGAAAUUCGUCUCAGCUGAAACAUCACUAGAGGAAUACAAAAAGCAAAAGAAACAGUUUGAAGAAAUAAACAAGAAAUUAUCUGAAGCUAACAAUACUAUUGAGUUACAAAAACACGAAAUUGAAGCUCUAAAGGAUGUUAUAAAAGAACUUAAGAGUGGGACACCAUCUGAUGUGGAUGCUGCAACAUUGAUAGACCAUACAGAGAUAAAAGCUAAGUUAUCUAAAGCAUUGGAGGAAAGACAGACAUAUUUGAGUAAAUAUGAGAUAGAACAUAAAGAGAGGGUCCGUCUUGCAGAAGAGCUGAAGACAACUCAAGAGUCAUACAGCACGUCCAGUCAGCAGGCGGCUGAGGCACUCACCAGGCUUGAGGUUCUCGGCAAAUACUUCCAAGAGAGAGAAAGUGAACUGAUGAAGGAACUAAAUGCCAAAGAGUCAUUAUGGUUGAGCAAACAAGGCGAGUCCGCAAGUACCGUGGAGAAGAUUGAACUUCUUCAACAAGAAUUACAAAGGUUUAAAGAGAAAUGCGACGCGUUAACACUAGAGCUAGCAGAGGCGGAGUCGACACGUCGCACCGCUGUGAGUGAGAUGGAGGCGCGUGUGCACGCCGCCUGGCUUGAGGCACGUGCGGCACGACGUGACGCGGACGCGGCACGAGACGACGCGACCGCGUUACGACGCAAGCUCGCCUCCCUCAGUACUGCAGACGGAGCUGCCUCGCCUCAUGCACAAGUGUCUUCCCCGUUAGAUGGUGUGGACAGUGGCGUGAUACCACCCCCACUGCCACCUCUCGCGUUUCUGCCUCCAUUGCUUCCGCCACUGCCUCGCCCACCGCCACUCGGCCGUCUACCUUCGCCACACCCACCGAGAUACAACGAUCGACGUUACUCGCCGGAGAGUCGGUAUUCUCCGGAGAGUCGAUACUCGCCUGAGAGCCGGUACUCGCCCGGGACGGUGCGCUACUCGCCCGACACCCGCUACUCGCCGCGCUCUCGCCGCUCGCCCUACUCGCCGCGCAGGAGACGAUCGAGAGACAGGUAUACAGAGGGUCGCGGGUCUCGAGCGCGCAAUGGCCCCGCGGACACGGAGACGGAGUACAACUCUGACAGUCCCACGCGACAGCCGCGUGCACCUCGACAGCCACGACGACGUACCAGAUACUCCAGCCGAUCGGGUCCUAGUUCGGGAUCCGGAUGUUCCUCGGAAUCGGAUAAGUGAAACGAAUUUAGUCUGAUGUAGAAAAAUGUCCUGUAUUAUUA